Messenger RNA from Blepharisma stoltei, 477 nucleotides. The record is from the annotation of a GenBank genome assembly. NCBI's taxonomy places the organism in Eukaryota, Ciliophora, Heterotrichea, Heterotrichida, Blepharismidae.
AUGGCUACCUUCACGAAUGAGUUGAUAAAUCAGUGCCUUGAAGUUGUGGGAGGCCAGCCACAUGAAAUAAGAGAAUCAGAGACGAGCUGCAAUAUUCAUCUGUUUCUUCCAGGCGCACAGGGAGCUCAAGGGCUGACAAGGAAAAUCACUAUUGAGCCAAAAAGAUCUUUAGUGACGAUUUAUUCACAAAACAGAAAUACAAGAGCGUUGACUGAGGAUCAAAAGAAAUAUAGCCUGAUGUUUAUAUCGAAAGCGAAUGAGCUGAUUAGUUUUGGAAAUAUAGAAAUGAAUUAUGAUUCAGGAGAAUUCCGAUAUAAAACAAGCCAAGCUUUUCCAGGAGUUAGAGACCCAAAACCAAUCAUCGGGUUUAUGCUAGAAAUGCAUAACAAUAUCUUCCCAAAACUAUGUGAAAUUCUCCCAAAAGCAAUGUCGAAUCCAGAUCCGACUGAGACUGCUCCACUUUUGCUACGGCUUUAA